Messenger RNA from Xiphophorus hellerii (green swordtail), 4475 nucleotides. Its product is annotated as G-protein coupled receptor 35-like. Gene Ontology annotation, cellular component: plasma membrane. The coding region runs from base 2565 to 3458 and encodes 297 amino acids. The record is from RefSeq and is a predicted model, not a curated record. Gene Ontology annotation, biological process: phospholipase C-activating G protein-coupled receptor signaling pathway; positive regulation of Rho protein signal transduction. The transcript is spliced from 2 exons. Lineage: Eukaryota; Metazoa; Chordata; Actinopteri; Cyprinodontiformes; Poeciliidae. Gene Ontology annotation, molecular function: G protein-coupled receptor activity.
ACACAAGUGCCAGUCACAAAAAAGGCGGAAAAUGAAAAAAAAGAGAAAAAUAUGCAUGUCACACUUUUCAGAAUGCAUAAUUUUUCUUCCUCUUCUUAAUUACACACUGUUUGUGGUUUUAAUGUGAAGAAAUGUGAGGCAUUGUUAUUGUUUCCUACAGGAUGGUGGUUUGAUCUUCCUGUUUCCAGCCACAAGAGAAAAGUUUAAUGCUUUUCUCUUGAUGACAAGCAUUAAACUCAUUCAGCAAAUUACUUUUUUUUCCUUCAGAGUGCACUCUAAGACUUUCCUAUAACCAGGCCGCCUUGCCUUAAAUAGAUUGAGCCAAUAAAAAGGUGACUUUAUUCUGCAAACCUUUCAGCCCUGUCAUUUGUUUUUGGGUCAUGUAUUUUCUCACUGGUUCCAUUUGGCUCGUCCAAAAGGCUUCUCCAGAUUGCAUUUUCAGACAGCCCCCUUUUUUGUGUGUUGUUUUUACAAAGCCUUCGGUUGUUCACUCUCUCUUUCUGUCGUCAAUCGCUCCCCCGCCCGGCUGGAUGAAGUUUCAACUUCGGUCUUUCAGGACAAGGCGGAGGCUGAGGCAGAUCCGAACUCCAAACUUUCAACAGAAAACCACAAAGGCAAUAGUACAGUUUUCCAAACCAAUUAAAAGUUUUAAUGUUUAAACACUUGAAAAAUACCAAACAUCUGUAAUGUGCAGGGAAAUCUUUUUUCUUUUUAAAUUUUGUUUAAACCUUUCUCGGUUAAAAUUAAAAUCGAAGCAAAGUACUCUGUCGAUGUGGAGAGGAAUCUGUAACGAUUUCCAAAUGGUUGGUUAUUUUGCAAUAUCAGUGAAUGUUUGCUCUUUCUAUUCUCAGUCACUCGUUGAAAUUGUGUGCCACAGAGAAACCCAUUGCUGUAAGCAAGAGGCCAAUACUGAAACCUCUCCUAUGUUUCAGUAAUAAUUACCAGAAACUUUAAAUUAUCCAAUGAUCUUUUAACACCUCUGAUAUUGUGAGAAUUUGGUUUUUCUAUGUGUUAAUUUCGGUUUCUGUGUUUUUCAGUUGAGUCUCCCUGAAGUCCCGAUUGUCCCCAGCUGUCCCUUGUUUCCCCUGAGUACCUUCCCUGAGUAUUUAUACCCACCUGUGUUUCUUGCUCUCUGUCAGGUCCUUGCUGCUGUGUUGAUCGUCUACUAACAUUAGUUUUUCGUCAGUUGUUGUAAUUAUUUACCAGUUGCUACCCGAGUCAAAGCUUCUGCCGCUGCUCAUCUGUGCUGCCUGGAUUUUGUGGUUUGUUCAUUUAAAAACCAUCAUUUGCAUCACAACCUGGUUCCAACCGCAUCUACCUCACCACUUCAAACCCCACCUCAUGACAGAUAUUGUGUAUACCAAGGAUUUUUUUUUUUUUUUAGGAAAAACAGGAGGAAAUCCAGUUGGGGCACAUUGGCCCAGUGGCAGUUCUCGCAUAAUUGUUACUUUAGUCAAGCCCUUCCUUGUGCUGCCUCCAAAUGAUGACAAAAUGAGAUUCUGGGUUGGCAUAAAGUGCGGUGCAAUCCCCCACAGAACAUGUAAGCUAGCAUUGCUAUUCUCAGUAGCAAGCGGGGGACGCCGACUCUUCGAAAGCGGAUGCUAACUCCCCAUUGACAUCACAUGCAUAAAAGUAAUCAAAAUUUAUUUAGGGGACAACUGACAGCUAACUACCUUGAUUUUUUUUCUCAGUCUUUUGCUCAUUCAAUGUCCUUUAAAUGCUGGGGGAGCUGACCAAGGUUAUAUGAGAACUUGAGCAGAAUUUAAUUUGGGAACCCAUAUCUAGAAAAACAGACGGGAAAGCAAAGGCACAACAGGCCACCCAUUUUUGUUGUCCAUGUUUAAUCAUUUUUUAAUCCUUCAUUAGCCCAACUUUUUGUUUUAUCAUUUGUGAAUAUAGAUACAGACAUGUGGAAGUCUGAGCUGUGCUAAAUUAUGACUCUGUUGAUGUGAUUGUCAAACUCUGACAGCGGUCUGAAAGUGGCACUGAUGAUUCAUUUCUCAACCUUCACUGUCUGAACUUCACUUGGCAUACGCAGGUCAGCAGGGGGCCUUUUGUAUUCACAAACAAGUUCUGAACCUGUUUACAAAACCUGUUUAUACUUCGUGGAUGAGAUGGGGCUGUAAGACUUGACACUCUGUGUGCAAUAAAAAUGCAUAACAUUUUUAAAUUGUUGUAUUAAACUAAUAGAUUAACUUUUCAGUUUUGUUCUAAUGAAGUGAGAAGUUCCUUUUUUAGAGGGUGUUGAAAUCGAUGUCUGUGUGUCCCUCUUAAGUCAGAUGCAGUUCUUAGAAUUGUUAAUGCUAAUGAACUUUUCUUAGCAUGAACUAAUUUCUUGUUUUUUUUUUUAGAAAUCAACUUAAAGAUUCUUGAGAAUAACUAGCAUGUGUGGCUUUAGACGCCAAAUGUUUAUCAAAACAGGAAGGACAAAACCACACAGAAACUGUUUGUAAGCAGGCAGGUCUUUAACUCAUUUCAAACAUCCUGAUGAAACCGCCAGCACAAUCUUCAUACAGUCAAACGCUGAUAAUCACGAGAGCAAGACGUUUGGUGGCUUUUUGCGGAUGAAGUUCAAAAUGUGCCCCAAUGACAACAUGACCACUAUGGCAACCAACAACACCGCCGAUACAUGCUUCAACAGUAUUCUGGAGGGUUUGGGUUACAGUCUUGUGUUUUUCCUCGGUCUCAUCGUCAACGGCGCUGCUCUGUGGGCCUUCAUCGCAAAGCGGGCCUCCUGGACCGACACCCACAUCUACAUGCUGAACUUGGCUCUGGCUGACUUUAUCUUGGUCCUUUUCCUUCCCUUCAGGAUUUACGAUGCCUUUUUCUGCCUGCCUAAAACUUUGCUCUGCACUUUCCUCAUUUUUAUGCACUUCGUCAACAUGUACGCCAGCAUCCUGACCACGACAGCCAUCAGCGUCCACCGCUACCUGACCAUCAGGUUCCCUCUGCAAGCCAGAUCAUGCAAGAGGAAGAAGGAGGCAGCUGUCGCAGUCUGCUUCUUCAUCUGGGUGGUUCUGGUUUCGAUUGUUGCUGUUUUUCACAAGGAUAACCUUCCUGAAAAACUCUGGACAUGCUAUGAAAGAUGUAAAAAUACCAGAAUCCGUCCACAAUUUAACUUGCUCCUGUUGUCUCUCGGCUACCUGGCUCCUCUGCUGAUAAUUGUGUUCUGCUCCAGUCGGAUCAUCUGUAUUUUGGGGAAAGAGCAAAACAAGUCUGAGGAAAGGAAAAGUAUUGUUGGAAUAAUAAAAGCAAACAUGAUUGUGUUUCUUGUCUGCUACACACCAUUCCACAUUGCGCAUAUAGUAAGUUUACUCUACAAGGUUCCACCAAACUGGAGGACCAUAUAUCUUCCAAGUCACAAGUUUUUACAAGUGUCUGAAUGGAUCGCCUCCACAAACUGCUGCUUUGAUUCCAUCAGCUACUAUUUUUUAUUAAAGAGGUUUUACACUCAGUGAACCUUAGAGCUGUAGGGUUAAGGCUGAGAAAGCUAAGACAGAGGGACAAGGCGUUCGAUUCUGGCUGAAUCCCAUUCUGUAGUUAUAUUGGAGGGUUUAUCUUUCCCCGCUGUCAGAGCCAGCCCAAUGUUAAUUCAAGUUCCAAAAUACUUUAUUGAUCCCAAAGUUAAGUCAAAUCAAAAGACUUUAGCAAAGCAUCAUUUUGAGCUCCACUUUCAGAUACGCCCAGCAUUCACCACAUAACCGCUGACUUUCUUCUGAUUUGGUAUUUGCUCAGUUGUUUUGAAUUCAACUUGUUUCAUAGUUUCUAACUGCAUAACUAGAUAUGGGAAGGUUUGUAUUGUGUUGUAUUUCAAGUGCUGAAAUGAAUAAAUGUUAUAAUAUUUCAUUUUAUUGAUAAGUUCUGUAUGUCAGCUCAAAUGUCAGCAACAAUGAAAGUAAAAUAUUUUUUACAAGUGAAGUGGAUUGAGUGAUUUGACCUGAAUAGUGUUUGGCAAUAGUUUUUUCCACAACACAAGCAUAAUUAAGUUUCCUCCAUUUUUACUUUUGGUUCCUUUGUUUUUACGCAACAAAAGAAACAAAUAAGCUGCCUUGUGUCCUCUGAUUGUGUUCAGUUCUAUUUUUUAAGAUUCUUGAGAUUGAACAUCGGGUUCUGCUUCAAACUUGAACUGAAACAUAUCGCACAGGAAACUUAAAACCCACACAUGCAGCUAGCUAUAAAAGUGGUGAGCUCAUUCAGAUAAGACUUGAUUUUAAAAGAAUGAUAAUGAAAUUCCAUGUAUUUGCAAAGUCAGACAAGUUGGCAUCCGACUGUACAGCUCAGUUUGCAAGUGUACUUUUAUCUUGAAUUGAUUGUUUUAAAAACGUUACCUGUCUACAUGAGUUGGAUUUCAAUCAAGUUGCACCUUUUAUUGUUUGCUCAUUUGCUGUUGUGUGCUUGUAAAGAACAUUUAGUUUAAUAUGCUGUGAAAACCAAGUCACAUAGGUUAACCAGUAAUAAAGGCUAACCAUUUAUUA